GUCGUUAACAGACAAACUUUCCAUGCUUAUGGCCCGGCCGGGCGGCGACAAUGCCCAGAAAGAUGACGUGCCUUGGUGGAUGCGCUACGCUGGUCGGGGAGUUGGAACAGUUGGCGGCUUCAUUGCCAUAAUCCUGGGUCUGCUAAACUGCAUCAGUAUUGUAUUGCUGGAUGUAGGGUGCCUCAUAGCCGGUAUCUGGCAGAUGUUGGCCGGGUUCAUAGUGAUAGUGUGCGAGGCUCCGUGCUGCUGCUUCUUCAUAGACUAUGUCCAGACCCUCAGCGAUAAGAUGGAGACGAGGCCUUACUGGAACAAGGCAGCUUGUUAUGUUGGGCUCUCAGUCCCUCCAUUCUUCAUGUGUUUCAUAAGCAUGAGCACGUGGUUCGGCAGCGGUCUGAUCUUCGCCACCGGCAUCAUCUACGGAAUGAUGGCAUUAGGCAAAAAGGGGUCUCGCGACGACAUGGCGGCGAUGGCGGCGGGCGGCACCACGCCCCCGGGCGCUCCGCUGUCGGCCUCGCACGACCACAACGUCACCCUCAUGGAGGACCCCGACGUGUGGCGCCCUAACUAA
Spodoptera littoralis (African cotton leafworm) is the source of this 568-nucleotide messenger RNA. The record is from the annotation of a GenBank genome assembly. Lineage: Eukaryota; Metazoa; Arthropoda; Insecta; Lepidoptera; Noctuidae.